UGUGUUCGUGCGUGAAAAAGUAAUUUUUGCUUCUCCUCUUCGUGGGCAGCCAUCGCCGUGUUUCGCGAGUGAAAAAUCGCCCCUUUCUCGGUGAAAACCCGCGCUCCGGUGGUCCGUUCCGUUCGCAACCGGUGCCCGCGCGUGUCCGUGACCGUUUGCAGCCACGAUGGCCCGGUUCCGGGGCCAGCAAGUGCCCUUGCGGGUGGCGUUUUAAACUGCCCCCCAUGCGAAAAUAGCCAGAAGAAAAAAAUUAUCCUCCUGCAGUCAUCAUCAUCAUCAUCAGUGAAAUCGUCAUCGAAGGGGGAGCAGCAGCAGGAAUAUCCCGUUUGUUUUGGAACCCGUGGGAGAGGAGGGUUGGUUGUGUUCUCUGGCGAGGGGAACCGGAAGUAGCCGCAAUAGGAGCGCUGGAAGCGGGAUCCUUACGUCGCACUCUUGACUUUCGGCCCCGCAGUUGGCAGUAAAAGUUACAAAGAUAGAUACCGUGUGGGGUUGGGCCUCUGCCCCGCUGCGCCUAGCGGCCAACAGGAUGGGCGACGUACUAAUCUCCGAUCGUCCGCCGUCCCCGGCGAGACUUUCGCACACCUCGGAGAAGCACCCGCGCGUGACGCUGACCGAGCUGAACGUGCUGCGGCGGCACCGCGAGCUCUGCGACGUCGUCAUCAACGUGAGCGGCCGCAAGAUCUUCGCCCACCGGGUCAUUCUGUCGGCGUGCAGUCCGUACUUCCGGGCCAUGUUUACCGGGGAGUUGGAGGAGUCGCGCCAAACGGAGGUCACCAUCCGGGACAUUGACGAGAACGCGAUGGAGCUGUUGAUUGAUUUUUGCUACACUUCGCACAUUGUGGUGGAGGAGUCGAACGUGCAGACGUUGCUUCCGGCGGCCUGUUUGCUGCAGCUGGCCGAGAUUCAGGACAUUUGCUGCGAGUUUUUGAAGCGCCAGCUCGAUCCGACCAACUGUUUGGGCAUUCGGGCGUUUGCCGAUACGCACUCGUGCCGGGAGCUGUUGCGGAUCGCGGACAAGUUUACCCAGCACAACUUCCAGGAGGUGAUGGAGAGUGAGGAAUUUUUGCUGCUUCCGGUGGGUCAGCUGGUGGACAUUAUCUGCAGUGACGAGCUGAACGUUCGCUCGGAGGAGCAGGUCUUCAACGCGGUGAUGGCGUGGCUAAAGUAUAACGUGGCCGAGCGGCGCCAGCACCUGGCUCAGGUUCUACAGCACGUGCGAAUGCCACUGCUCAGUCCAAAGUUCCUCGUUGGUACGGUUGGGUCGGAUUUGCUGGUGCGGUCGGACGAAGCUUGCCGCGACCUGGUCGACGAGGCCAAGAACUAUCUGUUGCUUCCACAGGAGAGACCGCUGAUGCAGGGUCCGAGGACACGUCCGCGAAAGCCAACGCGCCGCGGUGAGGUUCUGUUUGCCGUGGGCGGUUGGUGCUCGGGAGAUGCCAUUGCUUCCGUUGAACGGUUCGAUCCGGAGACGGCCGACUGGAAGAUGGUCGCGCCAAUGAGCAAGCGGCGCUGUGGCGUCGGGGUGGCCGUGCUGAAUGACCUGCUGUACGCCGUGGGUGGCCACGACGGGCAGAGUUAUCUGAACAGCAUCGAACGGUACGAUCCGCAAACGAACCAGUGGAGUUGCGAUGUCGCUCCGACGACGAGCUGCCGGACAAGUGUUGGCGUGGCCGUACUCGACGGAUUCCUGUACGCCGUCGGCGGUCAAGACGGCGUCCAGUGUCUCAACCACGUGGAACGGUACGACCCCAAGGAGAACAAGUGGUCCAAGGUUGCGCCGAUGACGACGCGUCGGUUAGGGGUGGCCGUGGCCGUGCUCGGAGGCUAUCUGUACGCGAUCGGUGGCAGCGAUGGGCAGUGCCCGCUGAACACUGUGGAACGGUACGACCCGCGCCAGAACAAGUGGUGCGCCGUCAGUCCGAUGUCGACGCGCCGGAAGCACCUGGGCUGUGCGGUGUUCAACAACUUUAUCUACGCCGUUGGCGGUCGGGACGACUGUAUGGAGCUGUCGUCGGCUGAGCGGUACAACCCACACACCAACUCGUGGAGCCCGAUCGUGGCGAUGACGUCGCGGAGGAGUGGGGUCGGUCUCGCCGUCGUCAACGGGCAGCUGUACGCGGUCGGCGGCUUCGACGGCACGGCGUACCUCAAGACGAUCGAGGUGUACGACCCGGAGACGAACCAGUGGCGGCUGUGCGGGUGUAUGAAUUACCGCCGGUUGGGCGGGGGCGUCGGCGUCAUGCGUGCGCCCCAAACCGAGAACUACAUGUGAAAUCCCAAAAGAUCAUCGUUAUCGAUUAAAUUUUGCGAAUACUAAUUGUGUAAUUUUAAAAAUGAAAACUCGAUCGAGCGAGAAACUCUUAAAGGUUACAAGUGAAUAAAGAAAAACAAAAGUCCUUUAAAUUGAAUUCUCUAUAUAUGUGAUUAAUGUUAAGCAGGGUGACAAACGAUAGAACCGAAAUCAAUUGGCGUGAUUUUCGACGAAAAUCACCGUCGCGACAUGAAAAAAAAACAGAAAGAAACCUGACAAAGAGCUAGAAAAAACUCUUUCAUCUAGAAACUAAGAAAGGCUUGAAUUUAAUUCAUUUCGGUCGUGCAAAGCAAACUUUUUUUGUUUUUGUUUUUCGUAAUUUUGCAAUCAGCUGCAGCAGCGCAGCGCGUCGGAAAACUAAAAUUAUAACGCUUAACAUCAGUCGGUUAAGAUUACGAAAACGGACGCCCUUUUUCCCCAUUCCCCGAGCCUUGACAAUGUCACGUUUGAAACAUUGUUUCGUAGGGAGAAGGGAGAAAUGCUUGAAUGCUAUUGAAGUACACACUAUGAUAUUAGGUUUAGUUCUUUUUUUAUGAUUAUUUUUUUUCUAUCUCGUAAGACCUGAACUAUUUACUAUUGACUAAAUUAUUACUAAAGGAAUAAAACUGUUGAAUAAAGAUAAAAACAAAUGUAGGUAUUAAGAGAUUAAACAGUA
This is a messenger RNA of Culex pipiens pallens (northern house mosquito), 2966 nucleotides long. RefSeq names its product kelch-like protein diablo (gene dbo). The record is from RefSeq and is a predicted model, not a curated record. Gene Ontology annotation, molecular function: protein binding. The transcript has 5 exons. The coding region runs from base 527 to 2272 and encodes 581 amino acids. Lineage: Eukaryota; Metazoa; Arthropoda; Insecta; Diptera; Culicidae.